Messenger RNA from Exophiala xenobiotica, 3024 nucleotides. RefSeq lists its product as uncharacterized. Lineage: Eukaryota; Fungi; Ascomycota; Eurotiomycetes; Chaetothyriales; Herpotrichiellaceae. The record is from RefSeq and is a predicted model, not a curated record. Gene Ontology annotation, molecular function: protein binding. The coding region runs from base 1 to 3024 and encodes 1007 amino acids. The transcript has a single exon.
AUGAUGGAAGAGCAUCUCCACGAGGUCAAACGAGAAAAUAAGAAACAAGAACAACGUUAUCAGAUCAAUCAAGCUCGGAAGUGUCAUCAAGCCUUCAAAACGAGCACAUACGAACAAUUCAAGGACGUUAAUCCUGACAGAGUGGAAGGCACUUGUCGUUGGGUGCUUUCUCACCCUCAGUAUCUCCAGUGGGCCACAAGCGACGAAGAUAACUUUCUCUGGAUUUCGGCCGAUCCUGGCUGUGGCAAGUCAGUCCUCGCUAAAUCGCUCGUUGAUAAUGAGCUCCGAACCACUAUCGAUCAUACCGUAUGCUAUUUCUUCUUCAAAGACAACGAGCAGCAGGAUAAGUUAACUACUGCUCUUUGCGCCCUCCUCCAUCAGUUGUUCUCCCACCAGCCUCAGCUAGUCCAAUAUGCAAUUUCGGCGUGGGAGAAAACCGGCGACAACGUGGUGAAGGAGGUACCGGAGCUAUGGCGCACGUUACUUGCAGCGGCAAUGGGUCAUGAGGCCCACGAUGUGACGUGCGUUUUGGAUGCGCUGGACGAAUGUCGACUACCCGAUCGGCAGCGGCUGAUUGACAUGCUUGGGAGGUUCUACGCCCAGAUAUCACCCUCUUCUUCUACGACGCGACGAGGGCGAUUGAAAAUUCUCGUCACCAGUCGACCAUACUUUGAGGUCGUUCAAGGGUUUCACCGCAACGCACGUCAUCGACAUCUAUAUCAUAUAGCCGCAGAAAAAGAGAAUGCAUCACUCACUAGCGAUGUGCAACUAUACGUUCGACAACGUUUGAAUGAUUUGAGCGUAUCCAAUAUAUCCCCUCAGCAAAUUUGCGUGGUUGAGGAGAAACUGAUGCUUGCCCACCAGCACAAUUUUCUCUGCGCUUUCCUGUUGACUGAAUCUUUAUUCGAACAGCCACCAGGAACAAUGAAGCAGCUUCUUGCAGUGCUAGACCAGCUGCCAAAGAGCAUGGAAGAACAAUAUGAGAGGAUCUUAAGUCGGUGUAAAAACCACCGCAAAGCAAAGGAAGUCUUGUCACUUAUCGUCGCCGCACGGAGACCUUUGAGCCUGGAGGAAAUCGACGUUAUACUAUCAUUCCAAGACAAUGGACGCUCAUGUCACGACCUCGACCUUCAAGGCUGCGAAGGAGUAUUGGAUACUGUUCGGUAUACAUGCGGACUCUUUGUCAGGGUCGUCGACGGCAAAAUAUACCUGUUACACGAAACCGCAAGAGAAUUCUUACUGAGGCGUGUCCGCCUUAGCCCCAAUAGAUACGGCACGAGGUCUUGGAAAUCCAGUAUUGGUCUAGCUACUUCCCACUCCAAUCUAGCUUUGACCUGUGUCACAUUCAUGAAGAUGAGAAACCGUCCUCGUCUUGCACCAUUUUCUGCCUUUCUCAAUUACGCUCAUCAAAAUUGGGCAUAUCAUGUCCUUGAGGCAUGGGGGUUGGUACGGGAAAGUGGGCAAGGACAGUUUAUUCAGAAAAUGAUCGGCUGGGGACUCGACAUGCAACUGGUAGACGCUGACGGAAGAACGCUUUUACAUCAGACUUUGAACGUGGCAGAGAUAAACCUUGAGCACGUUCGCCUGGUACUCUCUCACGGGGGUUUGGUUCAAAGUGCUGACCGGGAAAAUAUGACCUGUAUGCAUUACGCCGCCUUGCGGCGCGAGCACGGUGUGAUUCCAAUCCUGAUUGAAGCAGGAUUCAAUGUCAAUGCCCGCGUGAUCCGAGGCAAUCCCACAGGAUUUGAGGCUGCUUCGGUCGGAUCGAAGGUCCAAAGGAAUUCUGUAAGCAAGCUAGGUCUUACGGCUCUUCACGCAGCAGCCUUUUUCGGGAGGCCAGAUAACCUGCGAUUGCUUCUUAACGAAGGGGCCGAGGUGAAUGUCCAAAAUGAGACCCGUCGGACUGCCUUACAUCUUGUCCUUGGUUUGUCACUAGGAGGUCGCAGACUGUACGACAUAUGGGACGACGCUGUAUACAUGGUUGACCACAUUUGGGAUUACGAUGAUGAAGAUUAUGUUGAGACGGAUUCCCAGGCACAUGAAGCACGCCAGUCCAUUUUGCACAUGUUAUGCGACCACCCUAAUAUCGACAUUUCCAUAAAGGACAAUUACGGACAAACAGCGUUGCAUAUGGUGCGGUAUAAUAGAGACGGAUCAGAAGUGCACGCGACGCAACACCUGAUCGAACACGGAGCAGAUCGGUUAGCCCAGGAUGACGACGGUGUGACUCCACUCCACCUUGCUGCUCGAGCUGGAGACCUAUUAUCCCUUGAAGUUCUCGUGGAAAGUCCAGGUGAUGUCAUGAUAGAGGACAAUAGAGGUUGCAAUUCACUACUCUGCGCAGCCAGGAGUGGGUUUGACGAUGUUGUUCAAUUCGUCGUCGAUAUGUGCGCAGACAGCUCUAUCUACCUAUCUGCUGAUCACCUGGGGCGCAAUGCGUUGCAUCAUUGCUUCUAUGAUGAGAAUGACUUUUUCCUACACCCAACCCCAGAAUUGGUUCGAGUAUUACUCCAGGCAGGGGUAAACGCCAAUCAUCAAGACCACGAUGGACUAGAUACUCUGGCUUGGUACGCAAGCAACCUUUUUCUGAAUGCUGAAGUGGAGAUCAUGGAGCUAUUGAUCACUCAUGGCGCCGACUUGAACUACAAAGACCAGAGUGGCCGAAACCUUGCUCACCUUGUCAUGCAAUGUGAUGUCGAAUUCGACUUAGAUGUCUUACUGAUGCUGCUCAAAUACGGUGUGGAUGCUCUAUCCGUCGAUCACGACGGUCGAGGCAUCUUGCAUCACGCAGCAAUAUCCGGCUCUGUGACGGUUGAGCUGUUGUCUUAUUUGAGUGAGUCAUUGCAUCUGAACAUAGCUUCCUUGGACGCGUUUGGGAAGAGCGCCCUUGACUGCGCCAAAGAAACGCGGAGAGAGAUUGCCGAGAAGCCUUGGGGACCUGACAUCUUCCGCGAGGACAGGUGGCGGGACACCGAAGCAGCUUUCCUACAACAUGGUCGGGACUAUCGAAAAAAACCUAGGUGA